Molecule: messenger RNA, 465 nt
Organism: Mesorhabditis belari
Lineage: Eukaryota; Metazoa; Nematoda; Chromadorea; Rhabditida; Rhabditidae
Source: the annotation of a GenBank genome assembly
AUGAAGAAAGAAUUAGUUUUCUUGUUUGUGGCUUCACUGGCACAAAUUGUGACACCAAAUGAAGGUCCGAUUGAAGAAUGGAGGAAAGACUGCAACAGCCAGAGUGAAAAAAUAGUCAUUCAUUCGGCUGGUGGCAAUUGGACAAACCUUUCGAGCGAUUUGACGACUCAUCAACAGUAUGGGGUCUAUCGAAAGUUCACGUGCACUGCUGAUCCAGGCCAUUUCGCGUUUGUUCAAAUCAACCACAAGAUGGAUUUUCCAUCAGACACAAAAACUAUCACUUGUGGAAAGACGCGUAAAUGGUUGCACAAAGGUGAUGUCGUUGUCACUGUUGGAUGCUACAUGGGCCCACGGGCAAAUUGGAUCCAAAAGCCCAAAGAAGAGGAAAGGAUUCUGAAAUUGGAUGGGCGAGCAUCACGGAGCUCAAGAGGAUCAAAAGGAUUGGACAUGGAGCAGCACCCAGUA